Solanum stenotomum is the source of this 1552-nucleotide messenger RNA. RefSeq names its product probable linoleate 9S-lipoxygenase 4. The coding region runs from base 26 to 1345 and encodes 439 amino acids. Lineage: Eukaryota; Viridiplantae; Streptophyta; Magnoliopsida; Solanales; Solanaceae. The transcript is spliced from 3 exons. Gene Ontology annotation, biological process: lipid oxidation. Gene Ontology annotation, molecular function: oxidoreductase activity, acting on single donors with incorporation of molecular oxygen, incorporation of two atoms of oxygen; metal ion binding. The record is from RefSeq and is a predicted model, not a curated record.
AUUUUAACAUGUUAUUUGACAGGCGAUGAACAAUAAUAAACUUUUCAUAUUGAACCAUCAUGAUGUGAUUAUACCAUAUUUGAGGAGGAUAAACACUACAAUAACGAAAACAUAUGCCUCGAGAACUUUGCUCUUCUUGCAAGAUAAUGGAUCUUUGAAGCCACUAGCAAUUGAAUUGAGUUUGCCACAUCCAGAUGGAGAUCAAUUUGGUGUUACUAGUAAAGUGUAUACUCCAAGUGAUCAAGGUGUUGAGAGCUCUAUCUGGCAAUUGGCCAAAGCUUAUGUUGCGGUGAAUGACUCUGGUGUUCAUCAACUAAUUAGUCAUUGGUUGAAUACACAUGCGGUGAUUGAGCCAUUUGUGAUUGCAACAAACAGGCAACUAAGUGUGCUUCACCCUAUUCAUAAGCUUCUAUAUCCUCAUUUCCGGGACACAAUGAAUAUUAAUGCUAUGGCAAGACAGAUCCUAAUCAAUGCUGGUGGGGUUCUUGAGAGUACAGUUUUUCCAUCCAAAUUUGCCAUGGAAAUGUCAGCUGUCGUUUACAAAGAUUGGGUUUUCCCUGAUCAAGCCCUUCCGGCUGAUCUUGUUAAAAGGGGAGUAGCAGUUGAGGACUCGAGUUCUCCUCAUGGUGUUCGUUUACUGAUAGAGGACUAUCCAUACGCUGUUGAUGGCUUAGAAAUAUGGUCUGCAAUCAAAAGUUGGGUGACAGACUACUGCAGUUUCUACUAUGGAUCGGAUGAAGAGAUUCUGAAAGACAAUGAACUACAAGCCUGGUGGAAGGAACUCCGAGAAGUGGGACAUGGUGACAAGAAAAAUGAACCAUGGUGGCCUGAAAUGGAAACACCACAAGAGCUAAUCGAUUCGUGUACCACCAUCAUAUGGAUAGCUUCUGCACUUCAUGCAGCAGUUAAUUUUGGGCAAUAUCCUUAUGCAGGUUACCUCCCAAAUCGCCCCACAGUAAGUCGAAGAUUCAUGCCUGAACCAGGAACUCCUGAAUAUGAAGAGCUAAAGAAAAACCCCGAUAAGGCGUUCUUGAAAACAAUCACAGCUCAAUUACAAACAUUGCUUGGUGUUUCCCUCAUAGAGAUAUUGUCAAGGCAUACUACAGAUGAGAUUUACCUCGGACAACGAGAGUCUCCUGAAUGGACAAAGGACAAAGAACCACUUGCUGCUUUCGACAAAUUUGGAAAGAAGUUGACAGACAUUGAAAAACAGAUUAUACAGAGGAAUGGUGACAACAUAUUGAUAAACAGAUCAGGCCCCGUUAACGCUCCGUAUACGUUGCUUUUCCCAACAAGUGAAGGUGGACUUACAGGCAAAGGAAUUCCUAACAGUGUGUCAAUAUAGAAGGUCGACACCCGAAAAUGAAGAAAGCUGGAGUUUGAAUAAAUCUUGAAAUAAAUUUUCAUUAUUAUGUUAAGUGUAAUCUCCCUUUGUUUGCUUCAUUUCUGUAUGUUUGAUUCUCCUAAGUUAACUGUAUUUUCAUUUCAACCUUACUUGUUAUGUAUUUCUCAGUAUGUUGUGAGAAUAAUAAAUCUAAUUCCAGCUGAAAAU